AAGAAAUUUUUUGCCCAAAACCACCAUUGUUCUUGUUCUAUCUUCUUACAUGUCUAGGGUUUUCAGAUCUUUCCCUCUUUCAUCACCAAACAAACCCAUUCAGGACGUGUCUGAAGUCUGCCUGCUAAUGUGAAUUAGUUCUCUGUAGACGCUGCUCAACAGUUGAAGAAUUGCACACUACGUUAAUGUUGGCCUCAAACGCUGCAUUGCACAUGAGGUUAUUGUUUUGUAGUAUUUUGCCAAUUGGGAUUUUUAAGGGGGAAUAGUUCUCUCUAGCCAUCAUAUCACUAUGUUUUGCAAGAUGAAUGACUUAAUCUAUAUUGAGAUAAGAUUGCCAAAUACAGGUUUCUCGUGCAGACCAUGAACCCAAGACUCCUGUACUCUUCUUGGAGUAGAUAAAUUCAGGGUUUCCGUAUCUCCCGAGUUAAAUUGAUGUCUAAGUAAGCAUUUUGUUGUUUGAUUCACUAUCUGAGAUGGUUAAGACAUCAUAUAUUUAUACUGUUCUGUGAGGUUGUUCCUUGGAAUAAACAACUAUUUCACCGUGUGAAGAAGUUUGUCUGUAAAUGCUGGUUUCUUGUUAGUUUGAACUGAUAAUUGAACUUCAAGAAUGGAUGUUCCUGUGAAGAAACCUCAGGUUAAUGGGCCGAAAACCUUAAUCAGUGAUGACAUUUUGGCUAAGAGGCUAAAAAAUCGGGAGCGUCAACGCAGAUAUAGAGAAAGGAAACGUCUUAAAGCUGAUAAUAUGAAGGUGUUGGGCACAAACCAACUAGUUUCAUUGCCAGUGGGGGUGCCCAUGAUUGUUUCUCCCCAGGAUAGUUCACUGCUGGCGAAUGUCGCUCCUCUGGACUCUUCGGUUCCAGUAGAAGUUGCUCCGCUGGACUCUUCAAUGCCAGUGAAUGUUGCUCCCCGGGCAUAUGUAAUGCCAGUGGAUGUUUCUUCCCGAGAGUCUGUCACCCGUGUUUACUCCGGGCGAAAUUGGAAAAGGGAUGCCCGAAAGGCCCAUGUUGCCAGGCAGAAUGAAGUUAGUACUAAUAAUAUGGUUUCAUCAGAUUUAGCUUCAACUGGUGGAGGUCAAGCAACAUUAUUACCCCACGUUGAACAGUCAGAUGUCGCAAUGAGUAAUGUUAUUUCUUCACCUGUGACUGCAUUGGAAAAUAACGGAACACCCAAAUCUAUUCCCAGCAGAAGAAAUUGGAAAGCAGAAGCUAGAAAUAAGAAGAGCUGAAAUUGUUGACAAUAAGUUAAGGUCAAGUAUGUCACAGAACAUUAUCAAUUGUUAGCAGCCUUGUUGCAAUAUCAUUAUGUACAACAUUAGAAGGACGGAUGAACUUCGGAUGAUAUUAUAUCGGAUGCCCGACUUACACGGCUUUUAUUUGUUUGCUUCUGUUCAAACAAUUGAGAAGAUCCUGACCAUUGCUAAUGUCCAGGUUUUGUCAGGUAUGAAAUUUAGGUUUUAGAGUAACUUUAGGAUACUCUUUUUCUGCUAGAACUUUAGUGGUUGGGACUUGCUUUCUUCCAACUAAACGAAUCUUCAUAUGUUUCACGAGACUCUUGACCAUGUGUUUCUGUACGUAUCUGUUGUAUGUGGAUAACUCCACUUGUGGGAUUACACUGGAUAUGUUGUUUUUUGUAUCUGUUGUAUGUGGAUCGAUCGUCCCUAGUCCGAUUUGUCAUUCAAGAAGAAACGAUCUUUCAUGAUUUGUUGCA
Messenger RNA from Solanum tuberosum (potato), 1707 nucleotides. RefSeq lists its product as uncharacterized. The record is from RefSeq and is a predicted model, not a curated record. The transcript is spliced from 4 exons. The coding region runs from base 608 to 1225 and encodes 205 amino acids. Lineage: Eukaryota; Viridiplantae; Streptophyta; Magnoliopsida; Solanales; Solanaceae.